Messenger RNA from Lotus japonicus, 4697 nucleotides. RefSeq lists its product as uncharacterized. Gene Ontology annotation, cellular component: cytoplasm. The record is from RefSeq and is a predicted model, not a curated record. Gene Ontology annotation, molecular function: protein binding. The coding region runs from base 136 to 4155 and encodes 1339 amino acids. Lineage: Eukaryota; Viridiplantae; Streptophyta; Magnoliopsida; Fabales; Fabaceae. The transcript is spliced from 20 exons.
CUCACUCGCAGUAACGAAGCAAAAACUCGCGAUCGAAAGGAACGUUCCUUCCUCGCUACAGUAUACAGUGGAGGAGACUCCGGUAGCCACCACCACCACCGCCACUGGAUUGAACCACCACCAUCAUCCACCACGAUGUUGAGUGCUCUGAGUCCAAGAGCAACAGCAACACCUUCAUCCCCAUCAUCAUCAUCACAAUCACAAUCACAAGAAUCAUCAUGGGAAUCAAUGCUCCCCGGUCCACCCAGCCGCAACAACUUCGGAUCCGCAGAUCUGAGCCCUCACGGCCUCCUCGCUUUCCCUUCCGGCAGUUCCAUCUCCAUCGUCGACACCCAUUCCAUGCAACUCCUCUCCUCAUUCCCCAUCCCUCCACCACCUUCCUCCGCCGCGCCCUUCGUCACCGCGCUCCGCUGGUCCCCUCUCCCCUUAUCCCGGCAGCUUCUCUCAUCAGAACCCUCCUCCUCACACCUCCUACUCGCGGCUGCCGAUCGGCAAGGCCGCAUUGCUCUCCUCGACUUCCGCCUCCGCUCCGCCGUCAUCUGGUUCGAAACCGACUCCAAACAAGGCGUUCAGGAUCUCUGCUGGGUCCAGGCCCGACCGGAAACCUACCUCCUCGCCGCCUUGAUCGGACCCUCUCUGCUUUCGCUCUUCAAUUCCUCCACCGGACGCUGUAUUUGGAAAUACGACGCCUCGCCGGGAUUCUUCUCCUGCAUUCGCCGCGAUCCAUUCGAUUCGCGUCGCGUCUGUGCGAUCGGGCUCAAGGGGUUUCUGCUGUCUGUUCUCCUUCACGGUGAGACGGAGGAUGGUGUUGUUAUCAAGGAGCUUCAGAUUCCGACGGAUUCUUCUGAAUUGGUUAAGCUCGAGAGAGAUGCUGCCGGUGGAGGGUCGUCCCCAUCGCCGCCUGCCUCCGCGGCGUUUCCUCUUUACAUGGCGAGGUUCGCGUUUUCUCCGCUGUGGAGGCACGUUUUGUUUGUCACGUUUCCGAGGGAGUUGGUUGUGUUUGAUUUGCAGUACGAGAGUGUGGUAUUUUCUGCUGCGUUGCCUCGUGGUUGCGGCAAGUUUCUGGACGUGUUGCCUGAUCCGAAUAAUGAGUGGAUUUACUGUGCUCAUCUUGAUGGCAAGCUCAGCACCUGGAGGAGGAAACCUGGGGAGCAAGUACACAUUAUGUGCUCAUUGGAAGAGAUAAUGCCAUCAAUUGGUACCUCUGUCCCUUCUCCUUCAAUUCUUUCUGUCCUUCUAUGCCAAUCAGAUACGACCCUUCAGAACAUUGGCAAGAAUUAUUCUGAUGUACCUAGUUCUCCUUACCUUCUUGAGGAUUUUGAUAAUCCUUUUGAUUUUUGCUAUGAGUCCAUGAUUGUUUCUAAGAUACAUUUGAUCUCCAUAUCUGAUGAUGGAAAAAUAUGGAACUGGUGCUUGACUGCUGAAGGGAAUGCAGACACUCAAAAAGAUGAUAAGAAGUUGGGUUUGGCCUGUGAUGACCAUACAGUAUUAUUUCCCGGGGCCAACUCUAAUGCCAUAGUAUCUUCUGCUGGUAGACGGGACCUCAAUGUAGGCAGGCAACAAGAGAGUCUCAAUGAUCCUGGAAGCCGCUUGCAAAGCUCAAUCUUCAACCAGGAAGAAAUUUCAAUGAAAAUUAGCUUAGUUGGACAGCUUCAGCUGCUUUCUUCAACAGUGACCAUGCUUGCAGUACCAACCCCUUCUCUGACAGCCACUCUAGCCCGUGGAGGAAAUCAUCCUGCAGCAGCUGUUCCCCUGGUUGCUUUGGGAACACAGAGUGGAACAAUAGAUGUAGUUGAUGUUUCUGCUAAUGCUGUUUCAUCAAGUUUAUCUGUACAUAAUGGCAUUGUUAGGGGUCUACGAUGGCUAGGAAAUUCACGACUGGUUUCAUUUUCUUACACUCAGGCCAGUGAAAAAUCUGGAGGAUAUAUUAACAAGCUAGUUGUGACCUGCCUUCGAAGUGGCCUUAACAAAACGUUCCGAGUUUUGCAAAAGCCAGAACGUGCGCCCAUAAGAGCGUUGAGAACAUCUUCAUCGGGAAGGUAUCUUCUAAUUUUGUUUCGUGAUGCACCUGUGGAAGUUUGGGCAAUGACUAAAAAUCCUAUCAUGCUUAGAUCAUUAGCUCUUCCAUUUACGGUAUUGGAAUGGACUCUUCCUACAGUUCCACAUCCUUCUAAGCGUCAACCAUCUGGGGCAUCAGAUGAAGCAUCCGAACCAUCAAAGGUUUCCUCGUCAGAUUCAAAGAGUUCGGGCACAGAAGGAUCUCAAGAUGACACUUCUGAAAGUUUUGCAUUUGCUCUGGUGAAUGGGGCACUUGGAGUUUUUGAAGUACAUGGUCGAAGAAUUAGAGAUUUCAGACCAAAAUGGCCUUCUUCUUCAUUUGUAUCAUCAGAUGGAUUAAUUACUGCAAUGGCCUACCGCCUACCUCAUGUGGUCAUGGGAGACAGAAUAGGGAACAUAAGGUGGUGGGAUGUGACAACUGGACAUUCUUCCUCAUUCAACACUCACAGAGAAGGAAUCCGUCGAAUCAAAUUCUCACCUUUUGUACCAGGAGACCAUAGCCGGGGGCGUAUUGCUGUUCUGUUUUAUGAUAAUACCUUUUCUGUAUUUGAUUUGGACUCACCAGACCCCUUAGCCAAUUCAGUUUUGCAACCUCAAUUUCUGGGAACCCUUGUAUUAGAACUUGAUUGGUUGCCCUUGCGGACUAAUAAGAAUGAUCCACUGGUACUGUGCAUUGCUGGAGCAGAUAGUAGCUUUCGCCUUGUUGAAAUUAGUGCAAAUGAUAAAAGAGUUGGUUUUGCACCCCAGAUCAGACACACAAAGGAUAGGUUCAGGUCAAUGCCUAUAUGUUGUCCCAUACUACUUCCUUCACCACAUGCCUUGGCACUGCGCAUGAUUUUGCAAUUGGGUGUUAAACCUUCCUGGUUUAAUACUUGCAGUACAACCAUAAAAAAAAGGCCUCACUUAAUUCCAGGAGCUCCUUCUUUUACUGGGGAUCUGCGCACAUACAUGAUCAACAUACCAGCUCUUGGGGACUCAGUGGUUCCAGAGAUGCUUUUAAAAGUAUUGGAACCAUAUCGAAAAGAAGGUUGCAUGCUGGACGAUGAGAGAGCCAAGUUGUAUGCUAGUGUUGUGGAUAAAGGUUGUGCCGCAAGGUUCGCUUUUGCAGCUACUGUAUUUGGUGAAUCCUCAGAAGCUCUGUUUUGGCUACAGCUGCCUCGGGCGCUUAAACAUUUGAUAAAUAAGUUAUUGAGAAAGCCUCCAUCAAAAGUGGCCACAGAAGAACCUGUCUCUGAGGUUGAUGAGACAUCUUUACUGUCUAGGAUAUCAUCAAAGGGAAAACCAACAGAAGAAUUGGAGAGAGAUCAGGGUCAAGGUCAACUAAGGUUGAUGGCUUUUGACCGAGAAGAUUUGUGGAAAAGUGCCAGCGAGCGUAUUUCAUGGCAUGAAAAAUUAGAAGAUGAUGAGGCCAUACAAAAACGUAUACAUGAGCUUAUCUCAGUUGGAGAUCUAGAAGUUGCAGUUAGUUUAUUGCUUUCUACACCUCCAGAGAGUUCUUACUUCUAUGUCAACGCUCUUCGCGCUGUUGCUCUUUCUUCUGCUGUUUCAAGAUCUCUUCAUGAACUUGCAGUGAAGGUUGUUGCAGCCAACAUGGUGAGGGCUGACCGGUCACUAUCCGGCACUCAUCUUCUCUGUGCAGUUGGAAGAUAUCAAGAAGCAUGUUCUCAGCUACAAGAUGCUGGGUGCUGGGCAGACGCUGCAACCUUAGCUGCUAGUCACUUAAAGGGAUCAGAUUAUGCAAGAGUGUUGCAAAGAUGGGCUGGACAUAUUCUGCACUCUGAACAUAAUAUAUGGAGGGCUCUGAUCUUGUAUGUUGCGGCUGGGGCACUACAAGAGGCAUUGGCUGCUCUCCGUGAGGCUCAAUUACCUGACACUGCUGCAAUGUUUAUCCUUGCAUGCCGUGAAAUCCAUGCAGAAAUGGUUUCUAACUUAGGCAUUACCGAUGAUGAAUCAAGUUCAUCUGUUGAGGAUAAGCUACUAAGCUUGCGCGCUUUAGAUCCUGAGAAUGAAGAUGUCAUAGCAGUUGAUGAAUAUUUUGGCCAAUACCAACGAAAACUGGUACAUCUAUGCAUGGAUUCACAGCCAUUCUCUGACUAAGUAAAGGUCUUGAUGUAAUGGAUUUGAAUAUCUCAUCUGUAUCCAUGACACUAGUGGAUUGAUAAGUGGUAACUCUCAGCCAGAGAAGAACAUUAUACGCUGAUUGCCAUUCCAGUACCGACUGCAUUCUCUAGUGUCAAAGUAUCAGAUGCUUUCAUUGAGCUGUUAUUAUAAGUGUAAUGCAAAGCAUUGGGAAGGGAAUGAUGAUACAGAGCAACAUGGAGUCUUGAGACAGCAAAGAUACCAGACCACUAGACCAGUGUCUUUUAUGAAACAAAUCCUUUUGAUUGCAGUGCAUAUGAUUUACAUGAACUUCCUAAAGUUUAGAUUAGAGUCACAUGGGUAAUUGUCCCAUUGUAGAUCAUAUAUAGAAUUUUGUCGGCAACGAUCAUUAAAUUGUACUUGUAUUUUAUCUGAUAGGAGGACUCAAAUCAUUGAAUUUACAUUUGGAUGCAGUUUGAAUACUUGUGGGUGCAGUUUGAACACUUGCUUUUGUAUAGAUAGGAGGACUGAAAUGAUUGAAGCUACAUAUUUGUAUUUUA